AUGCUACGGAGAGUUCGAGAAUACCGUGCACAUCGAUUCCGAAAGAAACGUUGUCUACGAUUACUCCGGAUGAAUACUGCCCAGAUAACCCAUGCCUUGGAACAAGAUCCCGUAACAAGCAAGAAGUUUUGUGGUGUGUUCCCUAGCGACAAGCUUCCUCAGACGAUCAACAGAUAUCCGUGUGGAUUCGUUGCGAACACAGACCCGAGCAGCAAGCCCGGUACCCACUGGGUCGCCUUCUACUUUCCAUCGGAAGAGAAAGGAGAAUUCUUUGACAGUUAUGGACAUGCACCAGAGUACUAUAGGGAAUCGUUUGGAGACUUUUUAAAGUCUCGCGCAUGGGAUUUUAAUAGACGUAAAUUGCAAAGUGCUUGGUCGGAUGUAUGUAGCCAGUAUUGCAUAUUUUACCUUAGCCAUAGAGCAAGAGGUCAGAGCAUGAGUAAUAUCGUCCAUUUAUUUAACAAUGAUACGGUCUUCAAUGAUACAAUAGUAUCCCAGUUUGUUAAGAGACAUUUUAAGGCAUUGUUAAAACAUUCUAAUGUUAACCUUAAUCAGUUCAGUAAAAAGAUGUUUUCAAUAAAAUUGUUCUAAAAAACCAUUGUGUUCUUUUUUAUUCUGCGCAUGCGCACAAACUCACGUCCCACAUGCGAACCGUGCAUAAAAAUACCGCCCCAAAGAACUGACGUCAAUACAAAAAUGGUUUUAAAAACAUUUUAUUAUUACAUGCAAACAGUUACAUGUUUUAAUAAGGAAGCCAUUGUUUUGGUUUCGCCGCCUGUCUUCUGAGUAAACCACAGAUAUAUUUUGUGGGACUUGCACGUGGUGAUGUUGGUGGCGGUGGUCUCGGUGGCGGUGUCUUAAAAAUAACCUCUUCCGCGCCAGACGGACUGCUCAUAACGACUAAGCACGUCCUCUGGGACCAAUACCAUGCGUUUCACAUGCUUCAUACUAACAAACUUCCAAGUACACUCAACACUGGUGGUAAGAGAGCUGACAAUAAAUUUCCACCUUUUUGAUUAAGGCGUUGCUUUUUCCGUUUUCUUGACACUUUCUUACUGGCCAGAUCGCGGAGGUGUGUCUUGUAACGCGCUAAACGUCGCUUUUGACAAGGUGAUAAUGGGAUGACACCUUUAAGCAAAUUCAAGGAACACUCACAGAUAGCGGCGAUGACCUCCGGGGGAACGUUGUUGAUCAUGAAUUUACGUAGUCUAGGUCCGCAUGUCCCCAUGACCUGAAGAUACGGUAGACUUCCUUUCAUGCACUUCGACAUCUUGAAAAUGAACCGUUUUCAAUACACGUUCAGCUUUUAAGCACGUUUCACAUAAACAAUCUGUUUCUCUUCGGGUAAAAUGUUGGUCCUCAAACGCAUGUUCUCUGGUGUCAGCUGAUGGCAAUCAAUGACUAAAUAUCCAUAAGGUCUGCUUGUCGCAUCAUGAAAUGCAUCCAAAAGGUAUCCGGUAUGUUUAGGAAACAUCUGUCUGGCAAGUGUGGAAACACCAAGCGAGUCACGUGGGUUUCUAAACACGACGAUAACGUGACUAUUCAAACUAAUCGUUCGAGAACGUUCGCCUGGCGGGAACAAAUUCUGGGUAAGGUACAGCACGGACAUGCCAAGGUGAUGGGAAUCACGUGUAAACAAAUCUGAGACACGCGGGUCUCUGGGACAAUGAGACAUUAAGUCAUCGAGCACGACUAACGAAUUAUCAUGUCCGCGGGUCAUCUCGCAUAAAUUAUCGGGAAAUCCUUCCACGAGAGUCAAAUUAGGCAUUGCUUGCAACAUUUCUUCGAAUUCCUUCUGAUAUAUGCCGUAACAGUAUAUUAUUUUGGUUGGCACGGGAUUAAAUAGUUCCUCUGCAUGCCGUAACAUAGAACGAACCAAAUAAGACUUCCCGCUUUGAGACUGCCCACAAAUAUAAAAGAUUGCUAGCGUUUUAAAUCUCACGUCCAUCGUGUUCACGUGCACAACACAUACUGUGUUAUUAUCUGACGUGCUCGCCCGCUUUAUAACCAAAUCCGAGAAAUCAUUCUACGGAAAAAACUCUCUUCUUCAAUUCGAUAUACACUAAGGUCAAAGCUUCUCAGAGGGGGCGCAGCCAGACGAACAGCGCUACGUGUAGUAUCCUCGGAAUUGUGCAUCAUAUAAACUAGUGUCAGAUAGGCCAUAGCACGGCCAAAAUUAGUCACGUUGAUCGUGUUAAAAACAACAUGCAUUUCAUUAGGAUUAACAUUCACCACCAUUAGAUCGUACGUUGCUUCGUGGUCCUCAAGUAAAUAACUAAUAUAAUGAGAUAAUGUUCUCAUGUCAAUAUCAACGCCCCGUGUUUGCAAUUCGUCCAGUAUCACUUCCAUUGCAACAAAACAACAAAUGAAUACAACUAGUGAAACCAUUUAUUUAUAUACAGCAAAUUCAUCUAUAUACAGCAUAUUAAAUCCUAUCUAAAAGUUCUACGUUAAGCUACAAUUAGCUCGACGCACUAAUACUAUGUGAAACCAUUUAUUUAUAUACAUCAAAUUCAUCUAUAUACAGCGUAUUAAAUCCUAUCUAAAAGACCUACGUUAAGCUAUAAUUAGUUCUACGCACUAAUACUAUGUUUCCUAGCUACAUUUAAUUACAUAACAUUAAAAAUUCACAUGUGAAUAAACAUUUUCGUGGGAAAUACAGAACAAGGUUUUAUAUUGUUAAAAUGUUGUCCAAAAUGUUCGUCCUUGUGCUGUUUGUGCUCGUAAAGUCAUUGUCCGCAUAUCAUUGUGCUGAGUUCAGAAGUUACCAUUAUUUAGACUGCUUGAGACUGGGUAUUACGACCUUUCCCCUCUACGGAAAACAAAUCUGGGUUGAAGUCCUCGACUUAAAAUGGAACAAUAUAUCCAUCGUAAACCUUUCAACCAUUAUGGGCGACUUCCCUAAUAUUCGUCGUAUAGAUCUACGCCACAACCCCAUCGACUGUACCCGACUGUUACGUGAAAGAGUACACAUUGCUAGUGACUGUCCCCGUACCACAGAUAAGUCCACAGCAUCGGCCAUUACAUCGCCAGCACAUUGUAAAUCCAUCUUCGUACUAA
Molecule: messenger RNA, 3060 nt
Organism: Paramuricea clavata
Lineage: Eukaryota; Metazoa; Cnidaria; Anthozoa; Malacalcyonacea; Plexauridae
Source: the annotation of a GenBank genome assembly